AUGACUGUUGACAUGUUGAGAGGUGGACCAGAAAUACCAGGGCCUUCCCCGGGAACAACGGCACAUACAGGAGGUAGAUUGGAAUGGCCGCCAGCGGGAAAAAGCAUAGAGUACGGGGGUGGGCAUGACACCCUGUUCCGUGAGAUGCACACGACUGGGAAGUGUGCAGUGAUGAAGGAAGUGUGGGAGCUCUGCUUGCUGUUGAAGACAGUAUUGAUAGGCGUGUGCUCCCUGAACGUGUGCUUGCUCUGCGAAGUCAGUAUGGUCAAACGGCUGAUUGGGCAUGCGCUGGGUAGUGGUGUGAGUUUGAGAUGGCAUAUUGUGGAUGUCGGGCUGGGGGAUAGAGGCCAUAAGGGUGGGAAGGCCACCCACACCGACCAUUGCUUUUUUGAGCAGGAAGGAAUCCGGUCUUUCAGCCCAGUGCUCAUCAACAAGCAUUGCUCGUCGCCAUCAUCAUUGGUGGUAACCGGCCUGUCGUCCCAGUAUCCGGCAACAGAUGUUCAUCGUGGCCAUCGCAGUCUGGGAAAGAGAGAUCAGAGAAGGACUGGGAUUGAUGGAGUCUGGUGGGAAGUAGGACUAGGCCAUGAGAAGGGUCAGCAACAGAUCUUCAUCGUCAUCAUCUUGAACAGUGUCACCAAGAUCGUGACUGUGGCUAACAUUGAAGGUGUUCAUCGAUAUGAUAAAGGUGGUUAUGGUGGAAGACUGCACCCCAGAAUCACUCAAUCAGGAGCUGUUGUCGUGCACAAAGUAGGAAAGGUUACAAUAUAUUACAAGGGAGGACGAUGUUGGGUGCUAGUUAGGACGAUGGCCCUUGAGCCAGAGCCUGCAGGUGGUGAAAAAUUUCCUGACACGGCCUGUACGAGUGUCUCUGUAGCGGGAUGCCAUGUUCGGCUAGUCAUCGAGAGCACCGACAUUGGUGUCUGUAAGGCCGGUCCCGCCAGCACAUGUCUGUGCCCAACGUUUGUUGGGAUUGUCGACGAGUUGGGGAGGCAAAUGUACGACAGGUGGGGCGGCCAGAUGAGGGUCAAGGGGGGAGUAUGGUGGAGCGUGGAGAAGACGGACUUUGUUUUUGACGGUGCAGGACGUUGCGUUGGGGUCCAAGAGCGUGCUGAAGAGCUGCUGCUCGCUGAAUGUCUGGUCGAGGCGGUAAUGAUGGUAAUGGCUUGUCUCUGCCGAGGGGUUGAGGCGCAAGAUGGGGUGGAUUAG
Messenger RNA from Desarmillaria tabescens, 1206 nucleotides. RefSeq lists its product as uncharacterized. NCBI's taxonomy places the organism in Eukaryota, Fungi, Basidiomycota, Agaricomycetes, Agaricales, Physalacriaceae. Bases 1 to 1206 code for a protein of 401 amino acids. The transcript has 11 exons. The record is from RefSeq and is a predicted model, not a curated record.